This is a messenger RNA of Scophthalmus maximus (turbot), 3705 nucleotides long. RefSeq names its product uronyl 2-sulfotransferase a (gene usta). Gene Ontology annotation, cellular component: membrane. The record is from RefSeq and is a predicted model, not a curated record. Gene Ontology annotation, molecular function: sulfotransferase activity. Bases 278 to 1609 code for a protein of 443 amino acids. The transcript is spliced from 9 exons. NCBI's taxonomy places the organism in Eukaryota, Metazoa, Chordata, Actinopteri, Pleuronectiformes, Scophthalmidae.
CACCCCAGAGGACGGAGCAGGAGGAUGGACCCUUAACUCCGCUGGAAGGACGGAAGGAAGGAGCAUUCAUCCCGACGAGCGCAGACGAGAGGGGCCGAGCAGAAGCCAACCGCCGCCUGUGCGCAACGAACGAGCCCAGUGCGCUGCAGCCGCGGACGGCAGCUGCGUGCCCGCGCGUCUCCAACACCACCACCGCCGCCACUGAUGGUCUCCGAGCGACACGUUUCACUCUCCACGGGCGGAUGGGUGACUUUCCGCGGUGCCUUGUGAGGAGGAGAUGAUGAAGAAUUUCAGCAGCAGUCCCCUUCACAGCAACAGCCCGACUCCCAACCACACCAGAGAGCGGAACAACAGAAAGUACAGCCUCCUCUCCGCCGCGCCGCUGCGCUUCCCCCUGCGAGGUUAUGGUUUCUGCAUGGCUGCGCUGUUCCUCUUCUGUUUCGGCUCCCUGUUUUACCAGCUGAACGGAGGACCCCCUGGAAUCCUGCUGGACAUCCGACAGUAUCUCGGGGUGUGUGGGAACAAUCUCUGGUCAGUCAAAAUGCCCAGCGGCAGGCUCUUAAUCCAUAAGGACAGGCUAGCGAGAGAGCUGGCGUCGUGCCCACAUGUCCACAAGCGGAGACGAGGUGAAUCCACAUAUCUUGAUGACCACGGACCCCCUGCUCCAAGAGUCCUCCCGUUCCCCAGCCAGGUGGUCUAUAACCGUGUGGGGAAGUGCGGCAGCCGGACAGUGGUCAUCUUACUGAGGUUACUGGCUGAGAAACACCAGUUCAACCUGGUCUCCUCCGACAUCCAUAAUAAAACACGCCUCACGAAACAUGAGCAGGUGGAUCUCAUGAAGAACAUCACCAAUAUCCCUCAGCCAUUCCUCUACACGCGGCAUGUUCACUUCCUCAACUUCACCAGGUUCAGGAUAGAGCAGCCUGUCUAUAUCAACAUAAUCCGGGAUCCCAUCAACCGGUUCCUCUCCAACUACUUCUUCCGUCGCUUCGGUGACUGGAGGGGCGAGCAGAACCACCUCAUCCGAACUCCAGGGAUGAAAGAUGACGAGAGAUACCUGGAUAUCAACGUGUGCAUUCUAGAGAAUUACCCCGAGUGCUCCAACCCCAGAGUUUUCUACAUCAUCCCCUACUUCUGUGGACAGCAUCCUCAAUGCAGGGAGCCGGGGGUAUGGGCUUUGGAAAGGGCCAAGCAGAAUGUGCUGGAGACCUACCUCCUUGUGGGGAUCCUGGAGGAGCUGGAGGAUGUUCUGCUCAUGCUGGAGAGGCUCUUACCUCACUACUUUACUGGCGUGCUCAACAUUUACAAGAGCCCAGACUACAAGAAGAUGGGGAACAUGACGGGCACGGUGCGUAAACACACACCCACCCUGGAGGCCCUGCAGGUGCUGUACCACCGCAUGCGCUACGAGUACGAGUUCUACAACUUCAUCCGCGACCAGUUCCACCUCAUGAAGAAAAAGAUUGGCCUCAAGUCCGUCUCCCAACCCCCUGCCUACUCACCCGCCUUCCUACGGGAGCUGGCCCUCCGAACCCCGGAGCCUCUGGAUGAAGACGAGGAGCUGGACGCGGACCUAGAGGAUGCCAACAGUUGGCUGGUUCAUCCCUAAGGGCCGUUUGAUAACCGGCAGAUGUAGCCAAAAAAAAAAGCUGAUUGGAUAGAAUUGGCAGGAGGCAGCCUGAAGGCAAAGGGGAGCGUUCCCUGUCUUCCAGUAAUCCCAAGAUAAGUGAGUUGUGUCAAGGGGUUUGCGGAUCCUGCCGCUCGUGUUUUUACGAGCUCUGUUUUCCAUCUGCUAUAGGCUCCUAUCACGGCAGGCUCAGCACUGAGGACUAUAGGGUUGAGUUAUUGGAAGGACAAAAUGCUCUAUUUAAAAAAUUGACCAAGGACAAUGGGAAAUAAUGUUAAGCUUAUUUUGCUUGACUCAAAUUUUGUUUGAAUUUUUUGGGGGGGCUGUUUACAUAUGAAAAACAUAACCUAUCGUCGCUGUUGUCUCCAGGAGAGAUUAGUGCAAGAUGUAAACAGACAAUGUGUCGGGGAAAUAUUCAAAAUGUCGGUCGCUGGGUUGUUUACUGUAUGAGUGGACUUCAGAGACAUUACCCAAGGAAGAGAAGAUCAUACUUUAUGAAAGGAAUAAUGUCCUAAAAGCUGGAAUGGAAAUUGUGUCCAUGAAUAAAAAGAAGUGCCAAAAGUCUUGUACUGUAUGUACAUUAGUCGUCCAGGACUGUUGUAAGUGCCAAACCUUGUUCUAGUUACUGCGUGAGAGGAACCUCUGUGCACAUCAGCUGUGUGACAUAGUCAAAGUCAGUUGUUGUAGUAUUGGUUCAUAACUUCUUUUUUUUUUUUUAAUUUGUAAAAUAUUAUUAGGUAUAAAUGAGGGUUAAACAGCAAGCACUCAAUUAUGAAUUCAGAGAAUUCCAAUGAAGUGUGCAUGAAUGAUUGAGUUUGACCAAACCAGCUGUGUAUUUUAGGAUAGAUUUAUUACUUGGGACUGGUCGUUUCUUAAGAAUAUAGGCUAAUAUAACACUAAAAAGCAUUUAGAGUUUACAUAGUUUAAUCCAAAGUUUAAAUGAUUGAGCUUGCCAAAUAGCGAUGUGUCUACCGCGAUGCAGUACGAAACUGUAUGGACAUACUGCACUUUGUUCUGAGGUGACCUUUCCUGAGAUUCUGCAGCAAAACGAGGGAUUUGGUCACAAAACUGGAUACUAAUUUGUCUUUAAUCUCAAAUUGGAUUAUGUAAGCGUUUCAUUUUGGUCUGUUUUCUCUCUCAGACUAGUAUCAUGAAAGUGUGUAAAGUGUUACCAAACCCAGCUAACGCCAAUUCCCAAUGCUCCAGCAGCUGCGCAGAGUGUAUGUCUUUCAUCACAUGCAGAGGAACAGUGACCAUAAGCUAACAUGUCGUCUCCAUAUUUCACUAUACAAUCCUCAUCUCCAUUGUCUGUAACUUUUUCAUUGUCCUGGUUUGUGUUCAGUGUUUCCUUUGUUUUGCCAGUUUAAUUUAUUAUUUUGUAUUCAUUUGCAUUCCAGAUAAGAUUCUCAGGAAGGAAGAAAAAUGUUUUAAUAACUUGUUGAUUUGUGUCUUUGGUUUCUGGCGGCUAUGAAAAUGUUUCUUGGCAUUUUGAUGGCGUCUAGAAUGGGUUCAUAUUUACAGCCAAAAACUGGUUAACAACAACUAAUGCAGUCGAUUCAUUUACAGCCUUCAAAAUAAAUGUCCUCUAACUAUUGCAGCUAAUGUCUCUGCUUUACUUGAAGGUGGUUUGACUGAAUGUGUAUGUAAAAAUGUGUAUUUGGCCGUUUCUCCCUGCAGCUUCAUCGUGAACCUUUUUAAAAUCUCCUGUGCUGCAUCACACGUCAGAUUGAUCGUCAACUACGAACAGAACAGCCCGCAGACCUUGAUCCAAGACCCCCUCUCUGCUUUUUUCCACUUGUACUGUAGCUCUCUCUUCCAUGCAGCAGCCUGUCCAUCACUCCACCCAACCUCAACUCAUCUUACGUCUGGCCACCCCGUGGCUAUCCAGUCUGGACAACGCUGCCUAUCCUCUGUAAAAAAAAAGAAGAAGGGAAAAGACGACUGUUAUUGUCAACAAACACAUUAUUCAUGUCCUUCGGAAAUGUAUGCAAACUGUAAGAGCCUGUUGUUUUGAAUGAUAUAUGCUGAGUUGACACAGUUGACACUUUCACAAUAAUAGUGUUGUCUAUGUCCGGGAA